Molecule: messenger RNA, 1566 nt
Organism: Phanerochaete carnosa HHB-10118-sp
Lineage: Eukaryota; Fungi; Basidiomycota; Agaricomycetes; Polyporales; Phanerochaetaceae
Exons: 11
Coding region: 13-1566 (517 amino acids)
Molecular function (GO): monooxygenase activity; oxidoreductase activity, acting on paired donors, with incorporation or reduction of molecular oxygen; heme binding
Source: RefSeq, a predicted model, not a curated record
CUCGCAUCCAUCAUGACAUUGCUUCUGGAUAUCGCUGCAACUGCCGCAACAGUAAUUAUACUUGUGUUCGUGUUUGAUUCAUGGCGCAAAAAAGCGAACCAUCUUCCGCCUGGGCCACCAGGUCUCCCAAUCUUAGGCAACCUGCUGCAAAUUCCCGCCACGAAGCAAUAUGUUGCCUUCCAGAACCUCGGUCACAUCUACGGUGAUAUCACGACACUUCGCGUGCCAGGAACGACCUUCAUGAUUCUCAAUUCGCGCAAGGCAAUAUUCGAUCUCUUCGAUAGCAGAUCGUCUAUCUAUUCUGACCGGCCCCACCUUGUUAUGGCCACAGAGUUAAUGGGCUGGGAUGGCGUAAUUGUCUUGUCGAACAACACCCCUCGCUUCCGCAACUGCAGGAAACUCUUGCGCAAGGGCCUCGGCCCAAGCGCCGUGCGAAGCUUUGUGCCUUUCUUGAACCGCCAAUGCGCAUUCUACCUACGAGACCUGCUGGAAAGGCCCCAUGAUUUCACUGACAUCUUCAGGCGAAAUUCAGGGGCCAUCUCGAUGAAGAUCGCAUAUGGCUACGAUGGCAUCGCGGAGGACGACGAGUUGCAUGAUCUCGCGCACAAAGAUCACCUUUACUUCAUGGAGACAACUGUACUUGGGGUAUGGUUUGUGGACAUGUUCCCGAUCCUGAGACAUGUCCCUCAGUGGUUUCCGCUCGCAUACUUCAAGCGAUAUUCAGCACGCGCGAAACCCUUCAUCCUCAAGUGUGUUAACAAACCCUUUGAGGAGACGAAACGUCAUAUGAGAGCAGGAACAGCUGGUGCAUCAUUUACUUCGAUGCUACUGCAACACGCGCAGGGAGAUCCAGAGGUGGAAGAUUGCAUCAAGUACUCUGCUGUAGGCAUUCUCCUGGGACAGAUAGAUACGACAAGAAUUGUCCUCUCGUGGUUCUUCAUGGCGAUGGCGCUCUAUCCGGAAGUUCAAGCCAAGGCACAAGCCGAGAUCGACAAAGUCGUCGGCAAUGAGCGACUGCCGCGAAUCGAGGACAAGGAUUCGCUGCCAUAUGUCUUUGCCGUGAUGAAAGAAGUGUUUAGGUGGCAACCACCUGCUAAAUUAGUGCCACAUGCUGUGAGCAAGGACGACGAGUAUCGAGGCUACUUCAUUCCAGCCAAGACGAUGCUGAUCGCCAAUAUCUGGGCUAUCAUGCACGACGAAAGCGUGUAUCACGACGCCGACAAGUUCAUCCCGGAGCGGUUCUCGGAGGAAGGAGCACCUGAUUGUCUCGACGACGCCUUUGGCUAUGGUCGACGUGGCUGUCCGGGGAUACUGGUCGCGCAAGCGAAUGUGUUUGUGUGGAUGGCAACCACCUUGGCGACGUUCGACAUCACGAAAGCGCGCGAUUCGAGAGGAAACGUCAUCGAGCCCAAGGUGGAAGACACCCCCGGAGCCAUCAACGGCCCUCUGCCAUUCAAGGUGUCCGUGCAACCUCGUUCUGAAACGGCUGUAGACCUGAUCAAGCGCUCCGUUGAGCAGUCCAAGACGAUGUCGGAAAGGUUGGAAGUCUUCAGUCUGGACGAAUAA